UUUUCUUUGAUACUGUUCAUUGGUGCUGCAGCUGUGUGCUGGGUACCUGCUGCGUGUUCAGUUGCAUUCUAGGCAGUAGAGCAAGGAGGACAGGGCGUGCAAGACUGUCAGUGUGGCUCUGGGUUCGGGGGACGAAGGUCCUGCUGUGGAUAUAAUGAUGAUGGAGCAGGCGUGGUUGGUGCAUCUGUCAUUCCUGUUCUAGGGAGGCAGAGGCAGUACUGCUGUGAGUUCGAGACCGGCCUCGGCUACGUAGCCAGACCGACUUUUAGAAUAAAAACGACCAAACGAAACAGCAAGAACAGGCGUUGUGGUGAGCUCGAGAAGCGGAGGCAGGAAGAUUCCUGCGAGUUCCAUACCAGUUUGGGCUGUGUAGCCAGACCCUGCCUCAAUAACAACAGCUAAACCAGGGGUUUGUUGAAAGAGUCUGGAGGAUCAGGAGUUCAAAUAUAGCUUUAGCUACAAAGCAAGUUAGAAGACAGCUCUACAUGAGGCCCUAUCUUAUAGAAAACAAAACGGAAGACAUAAUUGAAUGGGAGAGUGGGGCUGCUUGAACCAGUGUGUUUUUAAUAUUUUUUAAGUUGUUUUUGUUUGUUUGUUUCUUGUUUUUGAGACAGUGUCUUACUAUGUAGAUCAGGCUGGUCUGGAAUUCACAGAGGUCCACCACUUCUGCCUCCAGUGUGCUGGAAUUAGGUUGGCUUGUUUGUUUGGUUUUUGUUGUUAUUUUUCAAGACAUGGUUUCUCUGUAGCCCUGGCUGUCCUGGAACUUGCUCUGUAGCCCAAGCUGGCCUGGAGCUUGCAGUCCUCCUGCCUCAGCCUCCUCUGUGCUUGGAUCACAGGCUUGUACCGUGAGGCCCAGCUAACCACACAUACCAGAGUGUAUGUGUGAAUUUCAAAGUUUAUUUUCAUACAUUUACUUACUGUGUGUGUGUCAUAUGCACUGAGACCCACAUGUAGAGAUGAGAGGACUUGUGGGUGGGCUUUUGUUGUUUUCUGAGACAGCCUCUUGUAGCCCAGGCUGAGCUUGAACUCUGACCCCACAGAGUCAGUGCUGAGAUGACAGGUGUCCCACCACACUGACUGAUGAUUCUAGAGUGAAUGGGCAGAUGUCAGUUGUUACAGAGAACAGGACCGGGAAGGCUUGGUAACACUGAUGUGGACUGUGUGUUAGGGAACAGCGUUCGGGCCAGGGGGGUGGCUGUCAGGUUAGGGUGCUGCCCGCCAAACCGAGUGACCCGAGUUCAGUCCUCAGGACCCCGUGUGGGAGAGGACCGACAAGUUGUUCUCUGGCCUCUGCAUGUGCACACAGCAAAUGCAAGCCAGCACUUACACAUGGAUAAAAUGCAGUUUUUAAAAUUUUGAAUUAACUAGUAUUAGAGAACAGUCAGGCUUGGUGGGGGAACAUGUUAGCAUGCAUGAGACCCUGGCCACCAUUCCCAGCACUGCCAAAUAACAUUGUCAUCUGUUGUAGUUUGUUUACGCCUUGAUGUAUAAGUGAAUGCCUUUCCCCCCAUCUUUGGUGGAUUGUUUAUUGAGGUCAGGUUUCAUGUAGCCUAGGUUAGCCUGGAACUCACUGUGUAGCCCAGGCUGGUCUUGAACUCCAGGCCCUCCUACCUCAGCAUUUCAUGUGAGGCCUCCUUAGUGUAAGCUACUGUAUAAUGCUGUCUUUGUGCACAGUUACAUAGAAAAUUGUACUUAACUCUGGGAUAGGAUGAGAUUCAGGGGCCAGUGAGAUGGCACAGUGGGUGAAGGAGCUUGCUGCUCAGCCUGCCAACCUGAGUUCAAGCUCCAGAACCCACAUCUGUGCCAGGGGUUAUACAUGCCCUCCCCCACACAAAUAAUGUCAUAAGAAACAGACAGAAUAAUUUUCUUUCUCUCUUUUUUUUCUUUUUUUAAGGGAAGGGGGAUUUAGUUUAGCUGAAAGCCAAGUUUGUUUUGAGAUAGGGUCUCACUGUGUAGCCCCAGCAGGCCUGGACCUCUGUAUGUGGACAAGGCUGUCCUGGAACUCCCAGAGAUCCACCUCCCUGUGCUUCCCAAGUGCUAGGGUGACAGCCUGAGUUCUUCUGCACUUUUAGAAGCUCUGAGGAGCCGGGCGGUGGUGGCGCACGCCUUUAGUCCCAGCACUCGGGAGGCAGAGGCAGGCGGAUCUCUGAGUUUGAGACCAGCCUGGUCUACAGAGUGAGUUCUGGGACAGCCAGGGCUACACAGAGGAACCCUGUCUCGGAAAUCAAGGAAAGAAGCUCUGAGGAGAGGAGAGGGUGGUGUAGAUGAGAAGAGCGUUUUCAUGGUUGUCAUUGUGGCCUGGCAGCUGCCUCAAGUGGCCUUUUCUUCCUUUUUCUUUUAUGUUUUAUUCAUUUUAUUUUGUAUGUGUGGGCCUGCAAAUGCCAUGGCCUGGAAAACAAGUCAGAGGACAGCUUUGGGAGUCCGUUCUCUCUUCCAUGUUGGUUCUUAGGAUCGGGCUUAGGUCUUCAGACUUGAGAGCAAGGUCCUUUGCCCGCUGAGUCAUCUUACCACCGGGUCUUCUCUUUCUCUUUUUGGCUUUUUGAGAGAGGGUCUCACUGUAUAGCCUCCCAGGUUGGCCUCCCACUGGCCAGGACCUUCCGUCUCUGCCUCUCGAGUACCAUGAUCCAGGCGUGCCCAAGUGGUAUUUUCACCACUAGGGUAGCCAGCCCCUCCGUUGCCUGCUGUCUCCUGACCAGAUGUUCCUUCCCACUCAGCAUGCAGGGAUGGCUGCCAAGCGCAUCACACAGGAAACCUUUGAUGCAGCAGUGCAGGAGAACAUUGAGGAGUUUGAGAUGGGCGCUGAGGAGGCUGUUCGAGAAGCUGUGGAGCAGUUUGAAUCACAAGGGGUUGAUCUGAGCAACAUCGUGAAGACCGCACCGAAGGCGUCCUUGGACAGCCUCCAGGAGCCCACACACGAUGUCCUGCAGGCUCUCAGUGAUCUGCAGGAGUCCCUGACUGGGUCUCGGCCCCAGGAGGUAUCAGCCCACCUUGCCCGCUUCUGUGACCAGUGCAGGCAGCAGAAGGCCAGCCGCUACCUGGCAGCCCAGAAGGGGGCCUACCCAGUCCUGCUGGCUGCCUGGCAGCUCGCUGCCACGAGCGACCAGGGCCUUCUGCUCCAGGCUCUCAGUGCUCUGGCUGUGCUGACUGAUGGCCAGCCUGAUCUCCUAGACGCCCAGGGCCUGCAGCUGCUCGUGGCCACGCUGGCACAGAAUGCUGCCAACACCGAACUCACCUGCUGUGGGCUCCGCUGCGUGCGCCAUGCCUGCCUGAAACAUGAACAGAAUCGGCAGGGUCUGGUGAAAGCUGGAGUGUUGCCCCUGCUGACGGCUGCUAUCACACAGCAUGGCCAGCAUGCUGAUGUGGUCAGGGAGGCCUGCUGGGCCUUGCGGGUCAUGACCUUCGAUGAUGAUAUCCGAGUGCCCUUUGGCCAUGCCCAUGAGCAUGCCAAGAUGAUUGUUCAGGAGAACAGAGGCCUGAAGGUGCUCAUUGAGGCUGCCAGAGCGUUCCCUGACAACCCGGGCGUCCUGAGCGAACUCUGCAGCACCCUGUCCCGCCUGGCUGUGCGGAAUGAGUUCUGUCAGGAGGUCAUCGACCUCGGAGGCCUUGGCAUCCUUGUGACCCUGCUGGCUGACUGCAGUGACCACCAGGACCUCGUGAAACAAGUACUCAGCGCCCUGAGAGCUAUCGCAGGCAACGACGAUGUGAAGGACGCCAUUGUCCGUGCAGGCGGUACAGAGUCCAUUGUGACUGCCAUGACCCGGCACCUGGCCAGCCCCCAGGUCUGUGAGCAGAGCUGCGCGGCACUCUGCGUUCUUGCCCUGCGAAAGCCCGAGAACAGCCGGGUCAUUGUGGAGGGUGGUGGAGCGCUGGCGGCACUGCAGGCCAUGAAGGCGCACCCGCGGGAGGCCGGCGUCCAGAAACAGGCUUGCAUGCUGAUCCGAAACCUGGUGUCCCGCAGCCAGGUCUUCUCGAAGCCCAUCUUGGACCUGGGGGCGGAGGAGCUCAUUUUGAAAGCCCGAGCUGCCCACCCGGACUGUGAGGAUGUGGCCAAGGCUGCAUUGCGAGACCUGGGCUGCCGAGUGGAGCUUCGUGAACUGUGGACGGGAAAGAGGGGCGACCUGGCACCGUGACCCUGUCUCAGCGAGCUCUGACUCUUGAACAUGGGAACACUGUGCCCUGUCACUCUGUCCCACCCAUGCUACCCAGAGCAAAAGUGUGCACAGCAGGUCAUUGGUGGGGGAAGGGCAGAAGCAGCCCUUGGAGCCUGUGUCCCCACGGGCAGCAGUGAUGACCUAGUGGCCCACCCCUUCCAGUGCCUUUCCCGCCCACAGUUUUUCUCAGCAGUUCUGGGGCAAAGGGCGCAUGGAACUGCAAUAUUCUGUUGGAGUUUGGGGCCCCUGCAAGCCGGAGUCCUGACAGGUUGGCCACAGGGCUGCAGUUCAGGCACCAUGGGAGAGGCGCUUCCACCAAAGGAGGCUCCCCAAGCCCCACAUGGGGGAGGGGAGUGACUCCUGCAGAUUGUCCACUGAACUCCAUUUGUGCGCUGUGGUGCGCGUGCGUGCACAUAAUAAAUAAGUGUAAUUUAAAAACCC
Messenger RNA from Peromyscus californicus insignis, 4592 nucleotides. It is a transcript of the gene Armc6, whose product is annotated as armadillo repeat containing 6. The coding region runs from base 2697 to 4130 and encodes 477 amino acids. The transcript is spliced from 7 exons. The record is from RefSeq and is a predicted model, not a curated record. Gene Ontology annotation, molecular function: protein binding. Gene Ontology annotation, biological process: hematopoietic progenitor cell differentiation. NCBI's taxonomy places the organism in Eukaryota, Metazoa, Chordata, Mammalia, Rodentia, Cricetidae.